AUGCUGCCGAGCAUCAGGACCAUGCAGACCACCUCCAGGAUGCUCAGCUCGGCGCUCCUCUGCUCGCUGCUGCUGCUGCUCUCCAGAGACGCCGGAGCACAAACCCUGCUGGAGCCGGAGUCCGAGGAGGAGCUGAGCCCCAGAGCUCUGCGGGACUUCUACCCUAAAGGUCCCAACCUGACCAGUGAGAAGCAGCUGCUCGGAGCUCUGCAAGAAGUUCUGGAAAAGCUUCAAGCCAAACGACUCCCAUCAUGGGAAAAGAAAUUUGGCCAAGUCCCAACGUGUGACGUCGGGGAGCAGUGCGCCGUGAGAAAAGGUGCACGGAUCGGGAAGAUGUGCGACUGUCCCCGGGGAGCUUUCUGCAACUUUUUCCUGCUGAAGUGCUUAUGA
This is a messenger RNA of Anoplopoma fimbria (sablefish), 390 nucleotides long. RefSeq names its product cocaine- and amphetamine-regulated transcript 3 (gene cart3). Gene Ontology annotation, biological process: G protein-coupled receptor signaling pathway; negative regulation of appetite; positive regulation of MAPK cascade. Bases 1 to 390 code for a protein of 129 amino acids. The record is from RefSeq and is a predicted model, not a curated record. The transcript is spliced from 3 exons. NCBI's taxonomy places the organism in Eukaryota, Metazoa, Chordata, Actinopteri, Perciformes, Anoplopomatidae. Gene Ontology annotation, molecular function: neuropeptide hormone activity.